AUGCAUGCGUGCAACCGGUCAACGGCUUUCCUGCUGACUCAAUUGGAAAAGAACGGCUUGUUGGCUUAUCGACGAUGUCUGCUCCAGGUCGAGCGAGUGGAGGCCAGCCAUCGGGACGAGGUCAACGUUUCCACCAGGUACGAAAGAGAUGAGAGCAGAGUGCGAGAAAUGAAUGGCAAGUACAAGGACAAGCCGGGGUGGAUACGUGUUGGAGAAGACGUCGAACAACGGAGGAGGCGCCGGGAAGAGGGUAAAGAUGCGCGGGCCAAGAGGCGAAAGACAGGGAGUUUGGCUGCUUGGUUGUGA
This is a messenger RNA of Fusarium graminearum PH-1, 306 nucleotides long. RefSeq lists its product as uncharacterized. NCBI's taxonomy places the organism in Eukaryota, Fungi, Ascomycota, Sordariomycetes, Hypocreales, Nectriaceae. Bases 1 to 306 code for a protein of 101 amino acids. The transcript has a single exon. The record is from RefSeq and is a predicted model, not a curated record.